AUGAAAAAAAACAGCAUUUUAUCAGUGCCUAUCAAGUAUUAAAAUUAGAUAUAUUAAAUAGAAGUAAGAAUUAUGUAUUAAAUAGAUUUUUGCAUUCGAUACACCUUUGCAAAUAGCCUAUAGAUUUUGCACUCAACAGAAUUUGGAAUUCAAUUUUAUAUCACCACUUUCAAAACAAAUAAUUUCCUUUGUGUCCCUGCUUUUGGAUUCCACUAGCGUAGACAAUACAGUCAAGACAUAAAUUCGAUUGCACUUUGAUAAAUUCAUAAACAAUGCAAGUAUUAGAGAGAGCAUUAAAAUUGUGGACACAUCCAUAUAAAUUCAAAAUGAUUGCAUCCAAAUUACAAAGCAAUAAGAAUCAACGCGAAAUAAGGAUGAGAACUUCAAUUUCUCAUUUGACAAAGACAACAAUGAAGAUAACACAUCAAACCUUCAGGAUUAAUUUUAAUUUUCAUUUAAAAACAGAUUAUAAGAAAUGUUGAAUCCUGAAAAAAAUUAAUCCACCUCCAGGGGAAACAGUCAUGUCGAUCAUUACGUUAAGAAUAAUUCAAUUAAUCAGAUUGAGAAUCUUCAAAAACAGGAGAAAUUGAAUUAGAAAAUAAUGAAUCGAUUAAAAAACAAAUCGCCAAGCAAGUCCCCAAACAGACGAGUUGGCAUACCAUAUUAAGAGUAUAUGAAAAGACCAAGUGUUUAGAUCGACAAUACUAAAGAUAGUUUCCAUUCGAAUUAUGGUCUAAAAAAUAGGCCGAAUCAAUUCAUCAGUGCCUAAUAGAGUCCCAUCUAUUCACCAGAGAAGCCAGAAUAAAAUACACUGUAAACUUUGCCGAAGGGAAGAAUAAGCAUGGAAAAGUCAAAGCAAUCUAAUUCGAGAAAUAUCUCUCCUUAGGAAAUUAGUUUCUCUUAAUAAUAGAUAGAUUAGAGCAUAUAAUCAGUAAAGAAUGAAAUAAAAUAGUUUAGUCUAUGAAUAGCAAUGGGACUCUUUGUAAUAGCAGAAUUGAUCAUCAAUCUAAGUAGGACAGAAUAAAGAGUUUCAAGGAUUUGAUGAAUAAGUUAUAGUGUAUUUCAACUCCUCAGAAGAGUCAGAGGAACUAUGAGAUCUAUAUCAAACAAUAAAACAAUACAUAUGCAAAAAUAGUAAACACCAUUUUUAGUGUAAAGUUAUUAGGAAUAAAAAAUUAAUGAAAUAUUUGCGAUGCUAGAUGCUGACAAGGAUGGUUACAUAGAUCAUGAGGUCAAUUUGCAAUAGUUAAGACAAUAAAUCAUAGAUAUGUUCGAGCCAGUUUGGUUUUAAAUUUUGUGGAAGAAGAUUAAGCUCAAUAAAAGAUAGUUUUAAGAAUUGAUGUAAAAAAGGUAAUGAUUUAAGUAAUUAAGAAUUAAGGAUCUUGAUUAAUAAGACAUUGGAAAAUUUAUAUUUAAUGGAAUUAAAAAGUGAUAAUAUACAACAGUUUUUAUAAAAAUAAAUUAUUAUUUAUUAAUUCAAAUUAAUUUGAA
Paramecium octaurelia is the source of this 1491-nucleotide messenger RNA. NCBI's taxonomy places the organism in Eukaryota, Ciliophora, Oligohymenophorea, Peniculida, Parameciidae. The record is from the annotation of a GenBank genome assembly.